This is a messenger RNA of Humulus lupulus (European hop), 624 nucleotides long. RefSeq lists its product as uncharacterized. The record is from RefSeq and is a predicted model, not a curated record. Bases 1 to 624 code for a protein of 207 amino acids. The transcript is spliced from 2 exons. Lineage: Eukaryota; Viridiplantae; Streptophyta; Magnoliopsida; Rosales; Cannabaceae.
AUGACUUCUAGAGUUGCAUUUGAUUUGUAUAGCAAACCAAAAGCCAAGACUCUUGUGAGCAGGAAAAAAGAAAGCAGGCAGCAUCCUGAGGAAAGUAGCAGCGACCCUUCCAAGAAAAAAGCUCCGACUGAGGACCCUCCUACACUUGUACCUUAUAAGGAAACUACUCCUCCUCCAGCACCCGUUGACCUGACUCCCCCAGCUCCUAUCGACCCGACUCCUCCAGCUCCUGUUAAUCCAACACCUCUUGAUCAGUCAGGAAAAACUCAAGCCGAGGCUGGAGUUUUGACCCUGAGUACCGGUUGGCAUCACUCAAAGGAGACGUCUGCCAAACAUGCUGAAGAGAUUAAGGCUAUCGAGGGAAGUCUCACCGAGCAGCUAAUGGCGGCCGAGGAUAGACACGCACAACUGGGCGAGGAACUAAGAGCGGCUGAGGAGAGAAAUGCCAAACUGGGCGAGGAGCUGAAGCAACAUAAGGAGGCCUUGGCCAAAGUUAUUGAGUUCAAAGAGAAGUACAAGGAUGCUUCAGUGAUUAAUUUCAAAGAGGCCUCCAAACUCCAAGACAAACUGGCUAUCAGCAGGAAAGAAAUUGCUGAACUGGAGGAGCGAGUCAAAUUGCUCUAA